AUGUCUGCUCUGAACCACGGAAACUUCCAUAACGGUCACAAUCAGUUCUCGUUGGAUACGCCUUACACUGACGCCGGGCAAGAGGAUGCACUGGCUGGUCUUAAUGACUUUCCGCAAGACAUGUACGGCCAGCCAGGAAAGGCAGACUUCACGGCCAACAUCGACAACUUGAACCAUGGCCAUACGCCUGACUUUACCCAGCAACAAUUUCAGUACAACGGCCAGGCUAACCAGCUCUUCAAUGGCAAUGUACCUCAAUACACCGACGCUCAACUGAUGCCCCAGCAUGGCCACCAGGCACCAGCGCAACUACAGCAGCGCUUCGACUCAGUUCCUCAGUCCUACUCGCCGGCUCCCCAGGCUUAUGUCCCAUCGCCACAACAACACCAGGCUCAGCCUGAACGAGUCUUCUCCCAGUCGCCUCACCCCUUCCAGACUCAACAGUCCCAUCAGCAGAGCAACCAAGGCUUCUCUAACCCGACUCCGCCUCCCUUCCAGCAGAACCAAGCUGCGCCUUACCAGCAGCACAAGUUCGUUCCUCAACCAAUAUCAUAUUCGCAGUCUGCAGUAAGACCUGCGUUCCAGCCUGUCGCUGCGAAACAGAUGCCUGAUCAAGAGUCGACUCCCCAGCAUACAUCGCAGCCUUUAGCACAGCAACAACCUGUCCAUCAAGCCAAGGCGGUUCCCUCACCAGCUCGUAAUGUCCAGCCACAGCAGCAGCCACACCUACAGCCCAUUGCGGCAGCACCUGCUUCUCAACCUGGCACACCCACCAUCGACCCAGCCCUUCAACCUGAGCCCUUGAAGAAGCGUAAACGUGUUACAAAGAAAGAAGGAGAGGUGGAACGGUCGGAUUCCCCGAACCUGAAGAAAGAUGACGAUGGCGAAACUUGGGUCUUGCCUUCGAGUACUGAAGAAGAGAUCGUAGCCAUGGAGAAGUUUAAGAAACGCACCGCUGCGUCCAAAAAACAGUUUCCGCCUAUCCCCGGGGCAUCUUUCCUUAUUUCUUCGGGCACCGUCAAAUUAGCCGCGCCCAAGAGCUAUGAUAGACUCGCACCCCUUGUUGCUUUGCCAUCACCAAGUGGACGGCCAAUUCUUCCGGAGCUCGGUCGUGACCUUCCCUGUGAGAUCCAAGGCAGGUUCACUGAUAAGUACAGACCAUCGAUGAACUUUGUCGGGCAACCAGGAGAUCGGGAGACGGAGGCCAAGGCUCUUAUUGAGCAGUAUGGACGCGAGAUGGGGGAUCUCAAAUCUGGCCGGCCUAAAUAUUCGGAGUUCCCUUUCACGUUUCAGGAACAACUGAAGGCUGAUGAAGCAGCCAAAUCCAAAGCUCAGAGAAAAGCCCGAAAGGAAGAGGAGGAAGAGCGAAAAAGGCCCAUCCGUCCUGAGACGCGGCCUGCCGAUCCUGUAGAAGCUGCCGUAUGGGAUAUCCUGGGCAUUGUCUAUAUUGACCCUUCAGCCACCAGAACGACUGCCCUUCUCGGCACUGCUGUGCAGGCUCUGGGUGAAUUCCUCGUCAAGCUCAGGUCGGAGGUGAACCGACUGAAACAGGAGGUCGAUCAGGCCAACAAGGAAAAAAAGCCUGCAUCUGUCAUUGCCGAAUGGAACAGUAAAAUGCAUGUGAAGAGAGAGAUCUUUACUAGGGUUUGCGAGGCAGCCGCUAAGCACGGCGAUGAAGCCGUGUUAGAGAACUUUGGCGGCCAUCAGAAGGGCAUACUGAGUCUCGUCAACAUGUUGAUUGGCUGCAUCAAGGCAGCUGACUUCAGUGGACCAUUGCCAAAGGCCCUCCUUCGCUUUAUGUCCAACAUCAGCAUACACAAGAAAGUCGCAGAGGCUGUGAACUUCGAAAAUGUCCGGAAGCGGUUUGCGGAUAAAGGCGACGAUGAAGUCAAGGAACUGGUUCGUACUAUCGCGUCUCGGAUCAAGAAGGAUGCGGAGCCAAUCAACGGCGUUGACGUCAAAAAGACAUCUUCGACAGCCCCGGUUAGUAAAACACCAAAGCCCGCUGCGAAGCCACUUGAUGGCUCCCCUGCAAAAAGAGCUCGCGAUGACGACAGCGACUCUCGCACUGUCAAGAAGGUGGCCAUCGAAUCAACGAACAACACUUUGGGUAACAAACUGGGGGCGAAGCCUGCUGCUGGUUCCCUUCAGUCCAAGUUCGGCGCUACAAAACCUCGCCCGACUGCUUCAACGUCUCUUGCAGGGAAAAUCCGAGCUCCCGCGCCCAAACCAGGCGGAAGAGAUCCUGUCAAACUCGAACCUACGAAAUUUGAAGGGUCGACUUCGUCCGCAAUGGACGUUGACAAGAAACCAGUGCCAUCCGCGCCCAAACCUGAGCCGAAAGUGCCCGCGGCGAAGGCUGCCGCAACCUCAGGCCUGGCUUCUUCAAGUAUCGCCUCUCUACUCGACUCCAUCAAUACGCCUAAGGCGGAUGGGCCCUCAACCCAAGCGAAGGAUUCGAGUAAGAAGGAAAUUGCAGAGACUCCCGAGGAAAAGGAAAAGCGACUCCGCAAGGAAGCUCGCCGGAAGCUUCGUGUCAGCUGGAAACCCGAGUCAGAGCUGGUACAGGUUCGCAUCUUCCACAAGGAGGCCGCUGAAGACCAGGACAACAUGACCAAGGACGCGGCAGAUGAUCGAUCUGAGGGAAUGAUGCUCAAGCAGCGGUCCUACAAUGAAGACGAGGAUGAGGACGAGGAUCUGCCAGAGAAACCCUGGGUCAAGCCGAUCCUUGCCAAUCUAUCCAGGAUUCCUCAGGACUACCGCGAUAAGGCUUAUGUUACUCGUGGAGGUAACCUUACUUUCCAUACGGAGGAACAGAAGGCUACUGAGGAACGAGAGAAGAAGGAGCUAAUGGUUACAUACAUGGACGUCUCGGACAUCCCGCCAACUCCCAAGUCUCCGCCGCCCGAGUCCGCAACGCUCAGCUCCCUGGGCAAGACCUCACAGCUCCCUCAAGGAGAGCCGAAGUACGACGAGAUUCACAAGCGGUGGAAGGAGGCCCAAGUGUUCGGCUGGGAAGCAGCGGGAUACUACGCGCGCAAACGCCUUGAUGCUCAAGAUGAUCCCGCUACGAAACUCAACUCGAUCCUGGGCAACCUCAAGCCAAUCGCGCCAGCGGUUGAGCCUGAACCAUACAACAUGACCCCACCCAAGGAGAAUGCGCAACCCAUCCUGCCUCAUGCUGCUGAAAUGCAACAUGUUCCGGCAAUUCCGUUCGAUGACGAGGUCUACGAAAUUCUCACCUCGGACAAAGUGAAGAAUUGGCAGGAUCUCGUUCCCUUCAACCCCGCAGCACCGCAGACCCAUCGACGCUACGACUACCCUGACUCGACUAUCCAGGCGGCUGCCGACAACGUAGAGGAAGCAGCGGAAACGUUGAGAGGACUGCCAUAUCCCGCAACUAGCCCGCCCGCAUGGCUUACCAGCAACCAAGAAAGAGUAAGGGAGUGGUGGACCGGGUAUCAAAAGGAUUCAGCGGCGAGAGCGAAGAAGGAGGCGGACGAUGAGGCUCGCACUGAGCCUGAGGUUGAGGCACAAGUACAACACCCUGCAUCCCAGACUCAAGACCAGAAAGACGCUUGGGCUGCGUACUACCAGCAGCAGGAGCAGCAGUACGCCCAAUAUAUGGCGAUGCUGCAGGGUAGUCAGCCUCAACAGCCAGCCCAACCUGUUCCAGCGCCUACCCUGGCAGGCGACAAUCAGCUUCAGGCCAUUCUUGCUCAAAUGGGUCAACAACAGCCGGCGUCCCAAGGCAAUCGGCAGCUGGUCGACUACAGCGACCGAGACACUAGAGACGAGUUCGAGCCCCACGGCGGGCGCGAGCGCGAUAAGGAACGCGGCCGCGAAGGGAGAGGCGGCAAGCAGGGAAAGAACCGCAAAGGCAACGCUCCUGGCGGCGCCACGCUCCCUCCUCAUCGUCCAGUCAACCGCGCCCUCAUCGGAACCAAACCGUGCAGCUUCUGGCAGCAAGGCAAAUGCGCUAGAGGCGACAAGUGCACAUUCAGACAUGACACCUAA
Messenger RNA from Colletotrichum spaethianum, 4017 nucleotides. RefSeq lists its product as uncharacterized. Gene Ontology annotation, molecular function: metal ion binding. The record is from RefSeq and is a predicted model, not a curated record. NCBI's taxonomy places the organism in Eukaryota, Fungi, Ascomycota, Sordariomycetes, Glomerellales, Glomerellaceae. The transcript is spliced from 2 exons. The coding region runs from base 1 to 4017 and encodes 1338 amino acids.